Molecule: messenger RNA, 5035 nt
Organism: Cololabis saira (Pacific saury)
Lineage: Eukaryota; Metazoa; Chordata; Actinopteri; Beloniformes; Belonidae
Gene: oplah
Product: 5-oxoprolinase, ATP-hydrolysing
Exons: 28
Coding region: 169-4095 (1308 amino acids)
Biological process (GO): glutathione metabolic process
Cellular component (GO): cytosol
Molecular function (GO): 5-oxoprolinase (ATP-hydrolyzing) activity
Source: RefSeq, a predicted model, not a curated record
GCAGCCCCGACCUCUUUCACGUUGAAACACAGUCUCGCACCCAGACGGAGAGACCAGGGACAAGAUCAGCCUGACAUCUGCUCAUCAAAGACUGACACUGCUAGAACAGCCGCAGCAUCUUCUCCAGUCCUCUUACACUAAGGAGCAGCACUCUUCUCUCCCAUCACCAUGACUGAGACUAAGGGGAAAUUCGACUUUGCCAUCGACCGGGGUGGUACCUUCACAGAUGUGUUUUCCAGGCUGCCCGACGGUCGCGAGAGAGUCCUCAAACUGUUGUCCAGGGACCCCAACAACUACAAGGACGCCCCCACCGAAGGGAUCCGCAGAGUCUUGGAGGAGGAAACGGGCCAGGCCUUUCCACGCGAGCAGCCCAUAGACACCUCUCUGAUCGGCUGGAUCAGAAUGGGCACGACAGUGGCCACCAAUGCUCUGCUGGAGAGAGAAGGCGAGAGGACAGCUCUUCUGGUCACAAAGGGCUUCAAGGACUUGCUGCACAUUGGCACACAGGCCAGGCCCAAACUGUUUGAUUUGGAGGUGGCAGUGCCUGAAGUGCUGUACGAGGAGGUGAUAGAGGUGGACGAACGAGUCGUCCUCAAGAGAGAUGACUGCCAGCUGCCCCGGAAAACUGCCAAACGUGUUGUAACAGGUAGUACAGGAGAUUCUCUCGAGGUCUGGAGGGAACUGAAUGUGGAGAAGGUGGAGAAAGAACUAAAAGAAGUUUUGUCUCGCGGUAUCACCAGUUUGGCCGUUCUUCUGCUGCACUCAUACACGUGGUCGGAUCAUGAGAAAGAGUUGGGCUCGCUGGCUCGUCGCCUGGGCUUCACCCAGGUGUCUCUCUCCAGCGAGGUCAUGCCGAUGGUGCGGGCCGUCCCUCGAGGCUACACCGUGUGUGCCGACGCCUACCUCACACCCAAAAUCCAUCAGUAUUUAAAAGGCUUCACCUCUGGCUUCAAAGGUGGCCUGAAGGAUGUGGAUGUCUUGUUCAUGCAGUCGGACGGAGGUCUGACUCCCAUGGAUCAGUUCUGUGGCUCCCGGGCCGUGCUGUCAGGCCCGGCCGGGGGAGUCGUGGGUUACGCCAUCACAUCCUACAGCCAGAUGGAGAAGAAGCCUGUGAUUGGCUUCGACAUGGGCGGAACCUCCACCGAUGUGAGCCGCUACGCGGGCCAGUACGAGCACGUGUUUGAGUCCACCACAGCUGGAGUCACCCUGCAAGCCCCUCAGCUGGACAUCAACACCGUGGCUGCGGGCGGAGGCUCUCGCCUCUUUUUCAGAUCAGGGAUGUUUGUAGUCGGUCCGGAGUCUGCGGGUGCACAUCCAGGACCAACCUGCUACAGAAAAGGUGGCCCUUUGACCGUGACCGAUGCUAACUUAGUCCUGGGUCGCCUCCUUCCUUCCUUCUUCCCAAAAAUCUUUGGGCCCUUAGAGAACGAGGCCUUGUGCUCUGAGGAGUCCAUGAAGCACUUCCAACACCUCACUGAAGAUAUCAACGUCUUCUUGUCUUCUAACAAAUCACAGGAGGGUGAAAAUGGGGCUGCAAGCUCCAAGAACAGCAUGCAGACAAAGAUGACUGUGGAGGAGGUUGCUAUGGGUUUCAUCCGGGUUGCAAAUGAGGCCAUGUGCCGACCAAUCAGAGCUCUGACACAGGCCAAGGGUCACGAUACGUCUCAGCAUGUGCUGGCCUGCUUCGGCGGUGCUGGUGGCCAGCACGCCUGCGCUAUCGCCCGAGCCCUGGGCAUGAAAACUGUCUUCAUACACAAGUACAGCGGCGUGCUGUCGGCCUACGGGCUGGCCCUGGCAGAUGUGGUGGAGGAGGUGCAGGAGCCGUGUUCGCUGCAGUACGAGCAGCAGUCUUACGGCGAGAUUGACCGCAGGGUGGAGCAGCUGUCCAAGCGCUGCCGCGACACGCUGGAAGCACGAGCCUUCACCAGCGAUCAGAUAACCACCGAGGUCUUCCUCCACCUGCGCUAUGAAGGCACCGACUGCGCUCUCAUGGUCACGGCUGCCGGUUACCCCAGCAACGCCCAGUCCUGCAGACAUGGAGAUUUCCGCAGUGCCUUCACCAAGCGCUAUCUGAAGGAGUUUGGAUUCAUCAUCCCAGACAGAACCAUCAUGGUGGACGACAUCAGAGUGAGGGGUUGUGCAAAAUCUGGUAUCAAGUCAGUGUAUAAGCCGAAGAAGGGCAGUAAAAAGACCAAACCUGUCAAAAUGACCAAGUGUUACUUUGAGAAUGGUUACCUGGACACCAGUGUGUAUUUGUGGGAGGACCUACCAUGUGGUGUGGGUAUCCCGGGACCAGCCAUCAUCAUUGACAAAAACAGCACCAUCCUGGUGGAGCCUUGCUGUGAGGCCCGUCUGACAGAGGGGGGCGACGUUUGCAUGGCUGUCAGCUCAGACCCUCACUGCAUCUUCGACACUGAGCUCAACACGGUGCAGCUCUCCAUCUUCUCCCACCGCUUUAUGAGCAUAGCCGAGCAGAUGGGCCGAGUCCUCCAAAGGACCUCCAUCUCUACCAACAUCAAGGAGCGCCUGGACUUCUCCUGUGCUGUGUUUGGACCUGAUGGAGGGCUGGUGUCCAAUGCGCCCCACAUACCUGUCCACCUGGGGGCCAUGCAAGAAACUGUCCAGUACCAGAUCAGAUCACUGGAGAACAAGCUGAAUGAAGGGGAUGUGAUUCUGAGUAACCACCCGUGUGCCGGCGGCAGCCAUCUCCCUGACCUCACGGUCAUCACUCCGGUGUACAGAAAAGGGGUGAAGGAUCCCGUGUUCUUUGUAGCCAGCAGGGGGCAUCACGCUGACAUCGGAGGCAUCACUCCAGGCUCCAUGCCUCCUCACUCCACCACCCUCCAGGAGGAGGGCGCCGUCUUUAUCUCCUUCAAGCUUGUCACGGGGGGAGUUUUCCAAGAGGAAGCCGUUACUGAAUCUCUCAUGGCUCCGGCCCAGUACCCAGGCUGCUCUGGGACUCGUAAUCUCCAUGACAACCUGUCAGACCUGCGGGCUCAGGUGGCGGCCAAUCAGAGAGGCAGCCAGCUGGUGGGAGAGCUGAUCGACAGCUACGGGCUCGCUGUGGUUCAGGCUUACAUGGGCUACAUUCAGAGUAACGCUGAGCUGGCAGUGAGGGACAUGCUGAGAGACUUUGCACGUCGCCGACGGGAGCAGACCGGCUCCUUGAAGGUGGAGUCGAAGGAUUUCAUGGAUGACGGGACACCGAUCAAACUGCGGGUUCAGAUUGAUGAAGAAGAGGGCAGUGCGGUGUUUGACUUCACAGGGACGGGAACAGAAGUGUGGGGGAACUGCAACGCUCCGCGGGCCAUCACCCUGUCUGCUCUCAUCUACUGCCUGCGCUGCAUGGUCGGACAGGACAUCCCCCUCAAUCAGGGUUGCCUUGCACCAAUUAAAGUCAUCAUCCCCCCCGGCUCCAUCCUCCUGCCAUCCCAGAAUGCAGCUGUGGUUGGAGGAAAUGUUCUCACAUCCCAGAGAGUCGUCGACGUCAUCUUUAAGGCGUUUGAAGUGUGCGCUGCAUCACAGGGCUGCAUGAACAACAUUUCGUUCGGUAGUGAAAAGGUUGGAUAUUACGAGACGGUCGCGGGAGGAGCAGGGGCGGGGCCGAGCUGGAGUGGGCGGAGUGGAGUACACAGCCACAUGACCAACACCCGCAUCACAGACCCAGAAAUUUUAGAAAAGAGGUAUCCAGUGAUUUUAAGGCAGUUUUCUCUUCGGCCUAACUCCGGAGGUGUCGGAAAGUACUGCGGUGGAGACGGUGUGGUUCGCAAACUUCUUUUCAGGAACAGUGUUGUUCUGUCUGUGCUGACAGAGAGGCGAGCCUCCCGCCCCUACGGCCUCCAGGGCGGUGAGGAUGCAGCAGCAGGAGUGAAUCUGCUCCACAAAACCGAUGGCCGAGUCCUCAACCUGGGAGCCAAAACUAGUGUCAACAUUCAGCCUGGAGACAUGUUCUGCCUCUACACCCCCGGAGGAGGAGGAUUCGGACGAGAAGAGGACGCAAGCCUUAAACCUCGGACCAAGCGAAGGUGCCUGGAUAAGACAUUCCCCGAGAGGGGGAGCGUCUUUGAAUACCGACAGACCCAAGAAGGAGUAUAACAAAAUAGAAUAAAAAAGCGCGAAGGAGAGGUGAUGGAGUGAGGCAUUUAUGAGCCACAUUAAUAGUCGGGCUCUUAUGUAGUAACGGUAAAAGUAAAUAAAUGCCUGCAACAGGUACAGCAUUAGACUGUGAGAAAUAAAGAAGUUGUUUACUGGAAGUUUAAAAGCACAUGUCACACCUACAUGAAGGCCUGCAACGUAUUUACAGAUUUCACUUGAACGCCACUGUUACAAAGUCUCGGUCAUAGCCUCCUGUAGUUUCUGUUACCACUGCCGUCUGAAAAAUGUGACUUCUUCAAAUGAACAUAUUAUGCAAAUUGCCCUUAUUAGCAAGAAAGUGACUUUAAAGCUAAAUAGUGUAGCAGUUAAAAAUGCCCAAACCGAACUAAAAUCAGUGCACAAAAGACUGCUACUUGGUUGGAUUUAGUAGUCAAUGUUUGUUGGAGUAUAGAAUAGAAUAGAAUAGAAUAGAAUAGAAUAGAAUAAGCUUUAUUGGCCAAGAUGAACAUGCCAGACAGGGAAUUUGUUUUCAGUUUUUUUCGCUCACUGAACCCAGAUUUAAAUAGUUACAAACAGUAAUAGACAAAUGGCUCUUAUUAACAAAUAUACAAUUUAAAAGUGAAAGGUGCAGCAGUAUUUUUAAUUGUCCUGCCCCAACAUGGUCUGCCUACAUGCAUACUUUUGUUUUUCAAAAAAUAAAUGCAAUAAAAAUAAAAACUGCCGCAGCCCUAUUAGAUAAAACAGUAUAUUUUUGCACAAUAUUAAUUCUGUUCUUAACACAAAGUCCUGUCAGACUGUGAUGAAACAUGACAAAGCCAGCUGUGUGAAGGGGGUACUGAUCUGUUUUUAACUGAAAAAUCACUUUUGUAAUCCUACUGCAUUGAGUUGUGGGUGUUUGUUCAAUUCUUUUAAUAAUACAAAUAAAUCCAACGUCUUCUGA